This is a messenger RNA of Leptopilina boulardi, 2742 nucleotides long. It is a transcript of the gene Arl1, whose product is annotated as ADP-ribosylation factor-like protein 1. Gene Ontology annotation, cellular component: cytoplasm; Golgi apparatus. The record is from RefSeq and is a predicted model, not a curated record. Gene Ontology annotation, biological process: vesicle-mediated transport; intracellular protein transport. Lineage: Eukaryota; Metazoa; Arthropoda; Insecta; Hymenoptera; Figitidae. Gene Ontology annotation, molecular function: GTP binding; GTPase activity. The transcript is spliced from 5 exons. Bases 181 to 723 code for a protein of 180 amino acids.
UCAUCUGUCACGUAUGGCAAUAAUUGUAGUCGGUAAAUGCGUAAACGCCAUAUCAGUCAAUAAUUGAUAUCAAAAUAUCGUAUAGAGUAUAUUUAAAUUUCUUUAAUAUUUUCCUUUUAUCAAAACGCUACUAAUUGUUAAUAAUUUAUGAUUUGGAGAUAAAAUUUAGUGUUAAAAAAAAUGGGAGGUGUAUUUAGUUAUUUUCGCAAUUUACUCGGCAGUCGGGAAAUGCGAAUUUUAAUUUUAGGUUUGGACGGAGCUGGAAAAACGACAAUUUUAUACAGGUUACAAGUUGGAGAAGUUGUGACAACAAUUCCUACAAUAGGUUUUAAUGUAGAACAAGUAACAUAUAAAAAUUUAAAAUUUCAAGUAUGGGACCUUGGAGGACAAACUAGCAUAAGACCUUAUUGGAGAUGUUAUUAUUCAAAUACAGACGCAAUUAUUUAUGUUGUCGAUUCCGCCGACAGAGAUAGAAUAGGAAUAUCAAAAGACGAAUUACUUUAUAUGUUGAGGGAGGACGAGUUGCAAAAUGCAAUUUUAGUAGUACUAGCAAAUAAACAAGACAUGCCUGGCUGUUUAACAGUAGCCGAAGUUCAUCAAGCGCUUGGACUUGACGCAUUAAAAAAUAGGACUUUCCAAAUUUUCAAAACAUCAGCAAAAAAAGGCGAAGGACUCGAUCCAGCCAUGGAUUGGCUUUCGAAUGCACUUCAAGCUAGAAAAUGAAGAAAAUACUUUUAAAAAAAAGCAAAAAGAAAAAAAAAGAACGAUUAUAUUGAAAACGUUUCGAGUCGAAUAACUUCCAUCAAGAAAAAAAAAAUAUGCAAUCCGACUAGUCACGUGACUAUCAUUUAUUACAUUAAAAAGAAUUAAAAUUUUUAUACGCGAUAACACAAGAGACUUUUAUAAUAAUAUAUAUUGCGUGACAAAUGGUAAAUCGCCUUAUACUCACGAGAUUCAAUAAGAUUCCAUUUUUUUUUUUAAUUUUAUUUUUAUCAUCGCGAUCAAUAAUUUUAAUUCUAUUCAUUUUUUCUUUUCACUAUUUUGAAAAAAAGAGAAAAGGAAGUAAAAACAAAAACUAAUUCGAGAAUAAUUUUAUUCUUGUUUGCAUCAAUAGAAAAAGAAAAAUUCACUUUCAAAGGAUGAAAUUGUCUUUUUUUCUCCUAUUUUGAGGGAGGAAAAAAUUUUCUAUUUAUUCUAUGAAAAAAAAAACAAUCGUUUUUAUAUCAAGAUAUUGAGAAAAAUAGACAAAUUUUUCCCAAUGAAAUUUUACUAAAUGAAUUAAUAUCACUAGAAUUUUUUUUAAUUCAUCAUGAUGAAAAAUGUUAAUUUUUCUUGUUUUUCGUAGAAAAAUAUUUAAUUUAUUAGUUUAGGAAAAAAAAAUAGAAAAAAUAGAAAUUUUUUCAUUGCACGGAAAUUCAAAACCCUAAAGAAAUAAAUGAAAACAAAAAUUGUAAAUUGAAAUCAUUAAAAAUUUUUUUUUUAACAAUACCUUAAAAAAGCAAUUUUUAGUUUUCUUUUUAAAUUAAUUAAAUUUUCCAAACUAUUGGAAUUAAAAAAUUUUUUUUUUUAAAUAUCUAAAAUUACUUUUUAUUAAUUUUAUUUAUUCUAGAAAGAGAAUAAGAAAAAAAAUUUUUUUUCUUCCAAAAAUCGUAAAUAAAUUUUACAAAUAAAUUAACCAAACAUUUUUCUAUUCAAAUUUUUUUUACUGAAAACAAAAUCAAUGCCAAAAAAAAAGGGAAAAAUUAAUAUUUUUCAACUGUAAAUAGGAAUAUUACCUGAAAUGAACAUUCUCAUAGAAAAAAAAGAAACAGAAAAAAAAUAAUAAUAAAAAGAAAAAAUUGUUAUAACAAUUUAUUUAAGUAAAUUAUUAUUUUUUAAACUUAAUUUAUAAAAAAAAAAUAUUUCCAAUAAUGAUAAAUAAUUUUUAUGUAUUAACUUUUUUGACAAAACGCAACUAAAAGAAAGACAAAAAAAAAAUUUUUUUUUUUAAUAUACAAUUUUUUGACUAUUUAGAAAAAAAUAUUAAAAACUUUAAUUUCAACCUUAAAAUCAAAGAAUUCUUCUUCAAUUUUAUAAAAUCUUUUCCCAUAGGAAAAACAAUUAGAAAAAUUUCAUUCUGUAAAUUAAAAAAAAAAACAAAUUAUUUAUACAUAUACAUUAUAUAAAAAAAAUAAUGUUCAAGUACAAUAAUUAGAAUUUAAUUUUCAACAAAAUCGAAAAAAAAAAUUUUAAUUCCUUUUAUUUGUAUUAGAAUGUGCGUAGAAUUGUAGAGUGCUUGCGACAGUACUACAGUUGUAAUUGAUGUGUUUUUUUUACCAGAUUUUUCACCGCCAAAGAAAUUUUCGCGAUAUGUGAAACUUUUUAAAGAGAAAAAAAAAAAUUUAGAUAGAAACUUUGUCACAGAAAAAAAUUUUUUAAUUUCAUUUUUUAACUUUGUAUACUUUUUAAAGAAGAAAAAAGGCGCGCACUUUUAUUUUCCUUGCUCUUACGGAUAUAUAGUAUAUUUCAAAAAAAAAUGAAGAUAUUUUUUCACUUUGUGAAAAGAAACUAAAACAAAAAAAAUGAUACAAAAUAAUUCGGGGAGAGAAGGGACUAUUGGGUGAUUCAAUAAAAAAAAAAAAAAAAAAUGAAAUACACACCACACAGGAGGAGACUUUUCAAUUUAGGGAUAAAAUAAUAUUAUUCACAAUUUAUUUGUAAAUUAUUGUUUAUUAUAGUAAAGAAAAUAAUUUUUAAACCAAA